AUGGCACCCGUCGAUUCUUCACCGGUCUUACCUCUGGAUGGGAGGUUACCUAAAUUGAUUGCGUUCGAUUUGGAUUAUACGUUGUGGGAUGUGAGUGCUUCUUCACCUGCCAUCCAGAAAUUGGGCUCAGCUUUCGGACUUUAGGGGGAGAAGUAGCUUUGAGAGCUGCGAUGUGCGUGUAGGAAGUCUAGCUGAUGUCCUCGUUUCCUUCCUCGAGCAGUUCUGGGUCGACACACACGUGACGCCACCUUUGAAAAGGAGGAAUGAUUCGGACGUGUGAGUUUUCGGAUAUCGCUCAGGCGCUCGGAGGAUUCGGUUUCGGACCGAUGUCGAUCCGUCGGCUGGGAUGUGGCUUUGUCCAUUCAGGCUUCGCUCACUCGAUCCGCUUACGGGGAUCUCACAGUAAUUUGAUUUAUGAUAAGCAUGGCGAACGGAUCGGCUUUUAUUCCGAAGGUGAGCACCUUGCGCAGGGUUUUCUGCUGAGGCACAACUCACAGGGGCUUAGGCUAGGUGCUGCUUUCUUGAAACAGUGCCUUCAAUCCUACUGCAACUACACAAGGGUAGGAUCCACAUUGCCGCUGCUUCAAGAACGUCCGCACCAAGAGCGUGAGUAGCAGCCUCCCUUUCCUGCCGGGAUCCUCGGAGCGAGGAUCUUCACUUACCGCGCCUCCAUCGCCGAACCCCGUAUCGCGUAUCAGAGCUCGACAAGCCCUCACCGAGUUACUGGUCCCGGGCGAGCUCAACUCGGUCGUCGAUGAUCCGGCUUAUAGAGCCCCCAAGGCGGCUGAACCGCAGCUCAUUAGUUCGAUUAGAUUAUUCGGUACGUUCGGGCCUUCAGGCUGAGGUGUUGAAGGGAGACUCGGCGUUUGGUUGUACGCUUUGCUGAAGGUCUUUGAACCGCUGCUUUUUGGGUCGUGCAGAUACAAUGGAGAUAUAUCCAGGUCAGAUGGGUGUUUAUCUUUAUCGAGUCGGGUAGAACACGACUUGCUGACCUCGGUGCACGUUUCUUACGCAGGGUCGAAAAUCGCUCACUUUAAGGCUAUUCACGAAAAGACUGGUAUCCCUUACAACGAGAUGGUGGGUUGGGUACCAGACUACCGAGAAGCUACAAAGGAAUUGGAGGCUAAUACGAGCUUUCAACAUGCCUUCUUUAGGUCUUUUACGACGGUACGACCUCUAGAGGAGCUCCUCUCUCCUUGAAGCCCCUCUCCUCUGUUUGGCUGACUCAUUUUGCCUUUGGUGGACCCUUUGCUUGAUAGACGAGUCGCGGAAUCGAGAAGUGACCAAACUCGGGGUCACUUUCGUGUUGGUUCAGAAUGGGAUGACCAAGAAGUUGUUGGAAUCGGGGAUCGAGAGUUGGAGGAAGUUUGGUCUAUCGCCUUGGGGGAAAAUUGCGGCCGCGCGAGGAGGAGUACUUGGGACCUCGCCGGAUGGCUUUGGUAUAGAUUUCUCCAUAGACUAG
Microbotryum saponariae is the source of this 1462-nucleotide messenger RNA. The record is from the annotation of a GenBank genome assembly. Lineage: Eukaryota; Fungi; Basidiomycota; Microbotryomycetes; Microbotryales; Microbotryaceae.